Cuscuta epithymum is the source of this 1357-nucleotide messenger RNA. Lineage: Eukaryota; Viridiplantae; Streptophyta; Magnoliopsida; Solanales; Convolvulaceae. The record is from the annotation of a GenBank genome assembly.
CAGCGGCCCUCUCACGUCAUGAUCAGACAUAGAAUAGUCCACUCCAGGAAGAGCGAGACUAAUCGCUGAAAUUGUGAGAGCAUAGAUGCUAUUAUCGGCUGAAUCAGCCUGAUUGCUUCCAAACAGUAAUCUAUCAACUAAAACAAACCAAAACACCAAACUACCCCCUUAUUGUUUGUCAAAGAAAGAACAAAAUAGAAAUAGUAAAACAGCCUGGAUUGAAAAUAAAAAAAACUAGAAAAAGUGAAGCAGUCCAAACCCUAGUCUGCACAAUUCCUCCAUGACGGUGGUUCAGGAGGGGGACGAAUUUUCAUCACUUCAUCUUCUUCCUUCAUCACUUUGAUCUGCCCGUAAGUCGCCUCCCUCUCUUGGCCAAAAUAUUGCACGAUCACAACCAGUCCGAAAGCGAGCAGCCUCCACAUCCCUUGUUUCAUUGCUCAACAAUCUGUCCUCUGCUACGGAUUUGCAAUACUAAAAAACAAAGCUCUGCUACAAAACGCUACCACGAAGCUCUGCUGCAGAGGUGCUUACCAAGUGGUCUUUCCCGAAGCGUCGGUCCCCUUGUAGCUCGCCAAAAGCUGAAGACGAAGCUUCCCAAAACUAUGUCGACGCCGGAAAUCAAUCCUCGCGGCCCAAACUCAACCCCUUGUAGGCUGAGGGUUGUUUGUUCGGCUAAAUUUUCUCUGGCCGAGGGUUUGGCCCGUUUCAAUUGUGAAUGUGUUUGCACUUUUGGUCGUGAGUCUCACUGCUUCUUUUCUUUGUCUUAGAUCUGACAAUCGUUUUGUUGGCCGUUAAUGGAGAGCUUAAAUCAAACUUAUGAAAGGAGGUCAUUCGAGGAGGUUGAUGGCGAGGGAACAAGAAUUGGCAAUGCGGCGGUGCUCCCGGAACAACACAACCUAAAAUACUGACAUGACCCGUACACUAGAUGAUUUCUUUGGAGGUGGAUAAACAAACCUCUUCUCCCUUUCUGAUUGCUGGUAAAAUCGGGAUGCUUCUUUUGAAGGUGGAUGGACAAACCUCUUCUCCUUUCUUGGUGGCGGGUGAAACCGAGAUGCUUGGAUUAUGUUGUUGUUUUUAUUUUAAUUUUCCUUCUAGUAGUAGGUGCAACAUUGCUAUAAGUGGAGUCUACCACAUUGCGGGAUUAGCGAGUUGGGCCGCUCUUAUGAGUGACUACAACUCCGAGUCUCAUCCCUUUUUUUUACCUGGUGAAACUCCUAACCCUCAAGAGGGUUUGGGGUGGGGGCCAGGGAACACCCCACCUUCUUAUUAUAAUGUGAAGUAAGUACAAAGUAGGAGGACCAAACCAAGCCUACUUGAGUUUAUAUUACAUAUGGAUAGCUUAUAGUUUAGUGUCACC